GAAGAAAUCGUCAAGAAGCGCGCAAAAAUGCUGGACUUUUCAAAAUCAAUUUUGCCAUUUUUGUUACUUGGCUAUUGCAUUUUGACAAGACAUUGUUGCAUGACCGAUUUCUAUAAAGAGUACAACGAUUUCGUUGAAGGAAUGUAUGGGUGUAAAUGUGUACCUUAUUAUUUGUGUAGUGCUGGCAAUACAAUUAUAACAAGUGGAAACCAUUUGAUAAACCCAAGGGAAACGGAACCUAGACGAAUUCACUGUAAAGGAUACAGCAAAGAAAUGAAGGUGUGCUGCGGAUCGGGAGGCAACAAUAACCCUAGUACCUCUGUAUACAAGAAUCCUACAGACAACAUAACAACAAAACAACACCACAUAAAUAAACUCAAAUGA
Phyllotreta striolata is the source of this 384-nucleotide messenger RNA. The record is from the annotation of a GenBank genome assembly. Lineage: Eukaryota; Metazoa; Arthropoda; Insecta; Coleoptera; Chrysomelidae.